AAGAGGUGCUGGCAACACUGCAGCAGCUGUGUCAGACAACAACAUCUUCCACACAACGUUCUUUCUUUCUCCCUUCGGGGAAACAAUAAAUCUUUUUUUUUUUAGUGAGGCUGAGAGCAGAAUGUCAGGGAGUGUGGACCUCAGCUCGUACAGGGACCAGCACUUCAAGGGUUCAAGGACAGAUCAGGAGCGUCUGUUACGCAAUUCCAGCACACUUUAUGUUGGCAACUUGUCCUUUUAUACCACUGAAGAGCAGCUCUAUGAAUUAUUUGGACGUGCAGGAGACGUAAAACGUAUUGUAAUGGGCCUUGACAAAUUUAAGAAGACUCCAUGUGGGUUUUGUUUUGUUGAAUAUUUCACCAGAGAGGACUCAGAAAUGUGCAUGCGUUACAUCAAUGGAACACGGUUGGAUGACCGUAUAGUACGGACUGAUUGGGAUGCUGGCUUUAUUGAAGGAAGACAGUAUGGUCGAGGCAAGAGUGGUGGUCAGGUCCGUGACGAGUAUCGAACAGACUAUGACAGCGGGCGAGGAGGUUAUGGAAAAAUUGUUCAACAGAAGAUCCUUCCCAAAAUACCAUAAACUGAUAAUUUUCUACACUGGGACAACUAUUAAGGGAUGUGUACUGUAUUCUUCCCUCAGACUCUUUAAGCAAGUAAAAAUGCAUGUGCAGGGAUAUGUUUUACUUCAGUUAGCUAAAAAUUAUUAUAGGCUCUGUGUAAACUGCAGUUCAUAGUUCACUCUGCAUUUUGUAUCUGGUUUUCCCAUACAAUACAAUCUAGGUAUUUUAUACUGUUGAUCACUUAAGGAUUGUUCACUUAUUUUGGACAUAUACUUAAGAGUAUUAUUUUACUGAAAAAUGUGUAAGUGGUGUAAUUUUUCAUAAAGAACUUUAGAGAAUAUUAUUUUCUCUGGUGAUUUAAGUCAAGAAGUGAGCCAUGUGUGUCUUGCAUUAAAUACAGCCCAUUCUUUUGUUUUCACCAUUACAAAUAUGGUAAAAGAACAUACAUUAAUGUAUUUACUAGAAUGUAAACUGAAAUCAGUUGGACACUGAAUGAGCUAAAAUGUAUAAAAGAUAUUGCAUGUUUACAUAUAACAAACUUGUUCUGUUGGGAAUUGCUUCAAUGUACAAACUUGCUGCUAUCAGUAUUUAAUAUAUGCUGUAUAGAAUAUUUGCAAUGUUCAUGCUUUUCUGGAAAAACAGCUAGGGAAUGAGUUCUCAUCUUUUGGGUUGCCCUACCUUGGGACAUGGCCAUUGUUUUAAAAAUUUAGACCAAUGACAUAUUUAUUAAAUGCACUUUGUUUUUGGAAUCACACUUCCAUUUUACAUAUUGUUGGUGUAUGUCUCCAGUUUACUGUAAAUGUAACUAUAGUGCUCUUUUUAUAAUAAUUAUAAUUUAUUCAUUCUCUUCAGAGUAUUAUCAUUAUGAACUUGAAUGUUAAACACAUCUUUCAUAAUUUACCUAGCAAACUGUACUUGUGUUGGAAGUAAAGAGGUUUUCAGAAA
This is a messenger RNA of Cherax quadricarinatus, 1505 nucleotides long. RefSeq names its product cap binding protein 20 (gene Cbp20). Gene Ontology annotation, biological process: mRNA cis splicing, via spliceosome. Gene Ontology annotation, cellular component: nuclear cap binding complex. The record is from RefSeq and is a predicted model, not a curated record. Gene Ontology annotation, molecular function: RNA cap binding. Lineage: Eukaryota; Metazoa; Arthropoda; Malacostraca; Decapoda; Parastacidae.